Molecule: messenger RNA, 1145 nt
Organism: Lepisosteus oculatus (spotted gar)
Lineage: Eukaryota; Metazoa; Chordata; Actinopteri; Semionotiformes; Lepisosteidae
Product: sperm flagellar protein 1
Biological process (GO): regulation of cytoskeleton organization
Cellular component (GO): axoneme
Molecular function (GO): microtubule binding
Source: RefSeq, a predicted model, not a curated record
CGCAAAACGCUCAGAGAGGUCUUGGCGUCCGCAGCUGCGACUCAGCCGCGUUGGUCAUUUAAGUAAAACAUUUAGUCUCGCAAACGCAGCUGCCAUCAACUGUGUUAGAUUUUUUAAGGAUACAAGGUGUUCUUUAAUCAGAACGAUAUACUGUACAGAAAUGCGAUUUCCCGAAUCGUACUGAAGCAUCAAAAAGUUAGCAAAUACCCAACUUUCGGAACAGAACUGACGUUACUGCCUUCAAGCGAAGUGAAUUUUGCUCAGUAUAACUCCGCAAUUAUUUUGCAUAGUUAAAGGACAGAAAACGAGUAUGUCCGGGGAUCUGGACGAAGACAGCCUGCAGGAGCUGUACGCCUGGGUGGACAGGGCGCCCCUCUCCAGACCCAAGAGGAACAUCACCCGCGACUUCAGCGACGGAGUCCUGACAGCAGAGAUUGUUAAAUUUCAUUUUCCUAAGCUGGUGGAAAUGCACAACUAUGUCCCAGCCAGUUCAACCCAACAGAAAGUGAAUAACUGGAGCCAUCUGAAUAGGAAGGUGUUUAACCGGCUGAAUUUCAGCGUGCCGGAGGAGCUGGUGCGCAAGGUUGCUCAGUGCACGCCUGGGAUGGUGGAGCUGGUGUUGCACUCGCUGAGACAGAAGAUAGAGGAGAAGCAGAAACAGGGAGCGAGCAAGCCUUCCCCGCAGGAGCCACAGUAUUACAGUAUGGAGAGCAGCACAGCUGGCCAGCUCUCCCCUCACAGCCCCCGGCUCAAGCUCAGUGGAGACGGCUCUCCAGCACAGCAGAGAGCUGGAAGAGUGCCUGCAGGGUGUGCACAGCCUGCUGCGGGCCCGGACCCGGCCACACGCCUGCUGCUGGAGGAGAGGGAGCAGGCGCUGCUGUCUGCGCAGGAGACCAUCCAGCUCCUGCAGGCCAAGGUCCAUCGCCUCCAUCACCUGUUGCACCUGAAAGACAUCCGAAUAGAUGAACUGUCAAGGCGUCUCCAGCACCCCCAGAAGACACAGUAGCCACCCGAGUUCACGCACAGUCCAGAGCGCAGGCAGUAAUUAAACAGGAAUUAUUAUAUCACUUCAGACUUUAACUCACAUUCCUCAAGUCCAUGUAAAAUAUUUGUUUUUAUUGGAUUAAAUGUCCAGCAUACUUUUA